Thlaspi arvense is the source of this 471-nucleotide messenger RNA. The record is from the annotation of a GenBank genome assembly. NCBI's taxonomy places the organism in Eukaryota, Viridiplantae, Streptophyta, Magnoliopsida, Brassicales, Brassicaceae.
AUGCCAGUAUCAGCUCCAUCUCCGCCUCGUCUCCAGUCUCCGUUUAUUCACCGUCCCAUCAAUCUCACUCCUUCUUCCCGUUUCCUCUCUGCGAGAAAUCUCCGGUCGCCGGCAACAUCUUAUCCUCGAAUCAAAGCAGAAGUCGACACGAACACGGUAGUCGCAAUUUCUGUUGGAUUGGCGAGCGUCGCACUGGGAAUCGGAAUCCCUGUCUUCUACGAGACUCAAAUCGACAAUGCCGCUAAGAGAGAGAACACACAACCUUGUUUUCCCUGCAAUGGAACCGGAGCUCAGAAGUGCAGAUUGUGUGUGGGAAGUGGUAACGUGACCGUAGAGCUUGGUGGAGGAGAGAAAGAAGUAUCAAACUGUAUCAACUGUGACGGUGCUGGUUCCUUAACCUGCACCACUUGUCAAGGCUCUGGUGUUCAACCUCGUUACCUUGAUCGAAGGGAGUUCAAGGACGAUGACUAA